Messenger RNA from Aspergillus uvarum CBS 121591, 585 nucleotides. RefSeq lists its product as uncharacterized. The transcript is spliced from 2 exons. Lineage: Eukaryota; Fungi; Ascomycota; Eurotiomycetes; Eurotiales; Aspergillaceae. The record is from RefSeq and is a predicted model, not a curated record. The coding region runs from base 1 to 465 and encodes 154 amino acids.
AUGUGCACAAUCCAUCUCUUGGAUUCUCUAAUGCUCCGAGGUUCAAGCGACAGGAUUAGCCGUCCUCCCAACCUUGUCAUCACAUGGAGCAAUGGUGUCCUGGGCCCCUACCCGCAGAGAGAAGGCGGGAGCCGGGACACGGCUAAUCACGACUUCGGACCGUACUGGAAGUGCAUGGAGAAUGAGGGGAUGUCGCUCGGCUUCAAGAAUACGGUGUCGGCUACCUACAUAGGAUCCAACAACCAAAUAUCAUGCUGGCGCGUCGCAGCCAAACGGUUGUCUCACAGGGAUUGGGAAUCGUUUUGCGCACGGCAACAUCCUGACGGCGGAUAUGUGCUCCUGGUCAAGUACGGGAGCGGCUUUGUACCGAUGAGAAAUGGAGGAAAGGGUGGUACAGAGUUGGUGCUGCACAAUGGCCAGAAGGAUGGAACGAGAUGGCAGUUCAUCCGAGUUGACUACCCUUGAGUUAACUCGGACAAUUAUGCCGAUGUUAUAAGGCCGAGAGAAGUGAGGGCAAAGAGGGACCUGGGAAGAUACAAAUAGUGAACUACCGAGCUGAAUCAAAAAUGAGAAUUUACUUUCAAG